Molecule: messenger RNA, 2794 nt
Organism: Dromaius novaehollandiae (emu)
Lineage: Eukaryota; Metazoa; Chordata; Aves; Casuariiformes; Dromaiidae
Product: olfactory receptor 52B2-like
Exons: 2
Coding region: 163-1137 (324 amino acids)
Biological process (GO): G protein-coupled receptor signaling pathway
Cellular component (GO): plasma membrane
Molecular function (GO): olfactory receptor activity; G protein-coupled receptor activity
Source: RefSeq, a predicted model, not a curated record
ACUGAGAAGGAGGCAGAAUUAACAUCAUCGGCUUUUGGUGGUAUCGAUAGGGAUUCUUACCCACAUGCAGCUCUGCGCUGAUCAGGGCUGAGGUUCCUCCUUCCUCAUUGGGGCUGGCCCUUGAGAGCCAGACUGACCCUGAGCACAGACUCAAGCAGCACCAUGUACGAGCUCAAUGACAGCAGUUUUGAUCCUAUCACCUUCGUCCUGACAGGCAUCCCGGGCAUGGAGGAAUCCCACAUAUGGAUCUCUGUCCCCUUCUGCCUGAUGUACGUCACCGCCGUGUUUGUGAACUCUGUCCUCCUCUUUGUCAUCAUCACAGAGAGGAGCCUCCAUGAGCCCAUGUACCUCUUCCUGGCUAUGCUGGCUGUUGCUGACCUAAUGCUUUCGACCACAACGGUGCCCAAGAUGCUGGCGAUCUUCUGGUUCAGUGCCAGAGAAAUUUCCUUUGAUGCUUGCAUUACUCAGAUGUUCUUUACACAUUUCAGUUUUAUUGUGGAGUCAUCCGUCUUGCUGGCGAUGGCGUUCGAUCGGUACGUUGCUAUCUGCGAUCCCCUGAGAUACUCUUCAACAUUAACCCCCUCUGUGAUUGGGAAAAUCGCUGUGACUGCUGUCGUCAGGGCACUGUGCAUCAUGUUCCCACCCAUCUUUCUCCUGAAGCGGUUGCCGUACUGUGGACACAACAUCAUGCCCCACACCUACUGCGAGCACAUGGGCAUAGCCCGCUUGGCCUGUGCUGAUAUAAAAGCCAACUUCUGGUAUGGACUUACAACAGUUCUGCUCUCCACCGGCCUCGAUGUUGUGCUCAUUGCUGUCUCUUAUGCUCUGAUCCUGAGGGUGGUCUUCCGGCUCCCGUCCCCGGAGGCCCGUCUCAAAACACUGAGCACCUGCGGCUCCCACCUCUGUGUCAUCCUCAUGUUCUACAUGCCCGCAUUCUUCUCCUUUCUCACGCAUCGGUUUGGCCACCACAUCCCAGGCCACGUCCACAUCCUCCUGGCCAACCUCUAUGUCGUGGUCCCGCCGAUGCUCAACCCCAUCGUGUACGGGGUGAAAACGAGGCAGAUCCGGGAGCGAGUGGUCCGCCUCUUCUGCCCCGUGGGGCAGUGCCCCUGCUGGGGCCAGGGCAGCAGGUGCUGACAGGUGCUGCGUGGCCAGGGGGACGUGGGCCAGGAUCUGGAAAACAGUGCCAAGCACUGUAGCCCUUCUCGCCCUGGAGAAACAGGCUUGCCCAGCAAGCUCAAGAGAAGCCAAAGGUGAGAGGGUUUCUGGAAAUAUGGGCUUGGAUCAUCAGCCCCUUCGUUGCUACAGGUUUCUCCUAGAGAUGCUUCCCCUGAACUCUCCAUCUAGCAGAGACUGGGGCAGAGAAUUCAGAUGAGGAUUAAAAAGACCCUUGUGCCUGCUGAUUUACUGUCAUCUACAGGUGCUGUUUUGAUUUGCUCUCCUACAGCUUCUUUUCUUUUUGUGCUUUUGUCUACUAUCUCAGUGCCUAGACCGAACACCUGGUCAGACACCAGAGCAGAGCCUGGUACACCAGCUGCAGCUGGAUGGACCAAGUGCUGUUUACUAUGGCACAGCCAAUAAUUUAUCUUCCUGCCUUCAUACGUAUAGCUUGCAUUACUGAAGGACCUCAGAACCUCUUGCUGUUCAAUGUGUUUACAUGCUGAAGAGCCCUAUGAGAUUGGGAAAGGCUUCAUUGUCGUUUGUUUAAGGGAAGUAUAUCCCUUAAAACAGGAUGUCCAAAGCUGAACUAAAAACUCUAGUGCUGAGUACAAAGGGGCAAUGAUCUCCUAUGGCCUACGCAUCCCACAGGGAAAUUUUCUCUUUUGCAGAAAAUAUUGCACUGCUGAGCAGUGCUCAGUGUGAGGCACAUUACACCUCAAGAUCCUUUUCAGACCAUACUUCUGCCUCAUCAAUUACCCACCCCUUUGUUGUCAUACAUUUGAUUUCUCCUUCAGCAUGAAAAUAGUUUUAUUGAACUUUUUCUUGUUCCUCACAUUAGUGUAUGCACCAAGUGCAUCAGUAAUAUCAUAUUCUACCUAAUUUCAAUGGCAAUCUGUCUCAGACAGUUGUGAAAAGCAGUGCAAAUAUGAAGAAUGAGUGCUAGAUCUUGCAAAAGGAGCAACAUGCCAGUUCUGGGUAUCUGCAUACAGCCUGAGUUUAAUUUCAUCAUCUAUCUGACCAGCAAGAAGAGCUCUUUUCCUUACCUCUCCCUUUCCCAGCAGAGACAGCAAUGCUGGCUGUCAGACAGAAUAGCUCAUCUGCUGCCUCCACUUCAGUGCAUCUCACACCAUGAGUGACAAUGUCAGAAAGAGGAGAGACCCUCCUCUCCAUAGAGUGUGCACCAGCACUGCUGAAAUCUCCCAAGCAACAAUAAAGACCCACAGGGCGAAGUGAGUGAAAGCAGCACUGGACACCUCAAGGAGAAGCUUGCCAGAAUUUCAAGUCUCAUGUUGGAAAAAAAAAGCAUUGAAAGGUUAGGAUGCUCUGCCGCACUUUCAAGAUGGAUUUUUUUUUUCUCAUCAUUUUAGUAUGCAGGACCCUGGAGACACCAACACCAGCAGCCACAGUUCUGCCACGAAGUAGCCCUCUUGUUUCCAUGGCCUGUGAACAGCAGGAAUGGGCUGUUCCCACAUGGCUGGAGCUUCUCAUGACAAAGUCACAGCAACUCUCUGGUCUGCCCAGCUCGCAUCGCCAAAGCACAAAGCUCCUUCUCUCCACAGUGCUCUGGAGCGUUGGCCUGGUGGAUGGUAUGUGCUCAGACGGGACCGUUGUGUCAUCUCAUCCCCAUAGCAGA